Molecule: messenger RNA, 1955 nt
Organism: Seriola aureovittata
Lineage: Eukaryota; Metazoa; Chordata; Actinopteri; Carangiformes; Carangidae
Gene: bspry
Product: B-box and SPRY domain containing
Exons: 6
Coding region: 126-1520 (464 amino acids)
Molecular function (GO): protein binding
Source: RefSeq, a predicted model, not a curated record
UCUGACCUCUGAUGUCCAUGUCACUUCCUUGUUCCGCUCACCUGUUACACCUGUGUUACAGCGCUGCGCUGUAGGCUAUAGGUGCGACUCCUUCCCAGCCGGUGCACCUGUUGUUUUAAUGUGCCAUGUCGAAGGAGCUCGUAACGUGCGAGUUAAUAUGCUCACCUACAUCGAGUGAACAAGGGGAGACUUUGAAAAGCAAGGGGAUGGAUUGUGAGCAGCCUAUUUUCUCGGUAUUGAGCGGCGGUGUGAAGAUGGAGGUGGGGGGGAAGUCCUGUGACGGUGGCGGCGGCGGUGGCGGAGCGGCCUCACCGGCUGCGACCAUCUCUGACACCGAGUCCGGGAUCUUUUCCGGUGAAUGUGAACUCUGUGUGGAGCACGAGUCUGAGCUGGACUGGUUCUGUGCCACCGAGCAGAAACUCAUCUGCUCUCACUGCGCCAUCGUGGGCUCCUGCCACGGACACACUGUGACCCCUCUGGCCACCAGAGUUACCACAGUCAGGAACCAACUGGUGGAUGUGUGUGAGAAAAUGCAACUGAAGGCGCUGAGGCUUGAAAGGUUUAUCGACCAGACGCUGACGACCAAGGAGCAAAAGCUUCAGGCAGCGGCGAGCAGGGCGAGGGAGACGGUGCUGGCUCAGGUCAGCGCGGCGCGUGAAGCCCUGGAGGAGGAGGAGCAGCGUCUCUUGGAGGAGGUGCACAGAGAGGAGGAGCGGGUGGAGCAGUGUCUCCUCACCCAGAGAGCCCACUGGAGCCAGGCUUUGGCGAGUCUGUCGCAAACACGCUCGCGUCUGGUGCACACGCUGACGCACACUCCAGAUGCACAGCUGGUGACUAGUGUUCAGGACAUAGCUGAAAGGGUGGAGGAGGCAGAGGGGGUCGGGGAGCCCUGUGAUACGGAGCAGCUCAACCUGAACCCGGGCUGCAGUGACAGCAAGCUGCUGAGAGGUCUGUGGGCCACUGCAGUGCUGCUCGGGCCAAACGCCUAUGGAUCGCCUUAUUUAAAGUUUGACGAGCGCACUUUGAGUCCUCUGCUGUCCCUGUCUGACGACUUCUGCACUUUGACCUUCCUCUACAAAAAAGUCCGCAAGUCCCCUCCCUACGACCCAGCACGAUUCGACUGUUGGCCCAACGCGCUGGGUUCACUGUCUAUGUCCUCCGGCACCCACAGCUGGGUGGUGGAUGUAGGCCAGAGCGGUGCCUUUAAGGUCGGGGUCUGCUAUGCCUCUCUGGAACGCAAAGGCUCAGGCAACGAGGCGCGGCUGGGCUACAACACUCAGUCCUGGGUGUUGUCUCACUAUGAUAGGGACUACUCCUUUGUCCAUGCAGGGAAGAAGGUGCCUCUGCAGGUGGUGAGGACACCCAAGAAGAUCGGCCUGCUGCUGGACUGGCCGAGUCAGACGCUGCUGUUUUACGAGCCGGACUCUGGUGCCGUGCUGUACUCUGUCACGCAACACUUUAGUGCCCCGCUGCUGCCGGCGUGUGCUGUGACUGACCGCAGUAUCACCAUACUGCACUGACAGGCAGUCCACACUGCCAAAAGCUAAAUUACCUUAAACAUGUGAAGAAAUUAAAGGGAGAGACUUUCUCUAAUGCAAAUAUGACCAGCAGUUAAACAUCGUCCAUCUGUACAAUAAUGAAAACUCCAGACACAGAAUCAGUUUCUAUUUAUUCUAUUUACUGUGGUAGCUGGUUCUUUUUUUUUUACUGUUUUUAAUGAUUUAAAAUUCUUUAUCUGUUGAGCAUAUUAUACAGUAGUUGUGCUAUUUUGACUGACAAUGAUUGUUUUUUUUAUGAAGUUUGUGUUUGUUUUUAAUAUGAUUGUUUGUAUGAUUAGUUUGAUCUGUGUGAUGAAGCUUCUCCAAGAAUUGUUAUAGAAAGUAUUAAUUACACUGGUUGAUCCAGGACUAUUGUAAAUCUUAUGUGGCAAAUACUCAGUAAAACAAUUAUUAUGA